AUGCACAAAUAUUCCAGUGACUCACCAAACAUCAAACGAGUAAAGGACUUACCAAAUAAAGUUAUUCUUAAACUCAUCAAACAAACAAAGGCCAAUGACCCAUCAAACAAACAGUUCACGAUGCGCGUGCGCGUGAGCGACGGCGCGAACGCCCCGGCGGAGACGGAGAUCACGAUCGCCGUGACGAACGUGAAUGACCUGCAGCCGGUGUUCGAGCGAGCCAACUACACCUUCACCGUCACCGAGAACGCCGACUGCAACGUCACCUUCGGGAAGGUGUCGGCCAUAGAUCCCGACUUGCCUCACACGGCCAACCAAAACAUCCUGUACUAUCUCUCGCCCGACGAACUCAGAAACUUCACCAUCGGAGCUACGACCGGGAACCUCACUAUCAAAGGCUGCCUAGACCGUGAAGCCGCCACACGAGGCACUGUGACCCUAUAUCCUCGAGCCAACGACGAGGGAGGUCGUGGUCACGACGCUGACCCCGCCACAGUGCAGAUGAUUAUUCUUGACCUCAACGACAACCAUCCACACAUUAAGAAGCCGGAGCCAGUUUACGCCAUGAUACAAAAAUAUGAUCCCAAUGACGUCGAGCCAAUAUUAUCAGGGACGACUUGA
Penaeus monodon (black tiger shrimp) is the source of this 621-nucleotide messenger RNA. Its product is annotated as cadherin-23-like. Gene Ontology annotation, cellular component: membrane. Gene Ontology annotation, biological process: homophilic cell-cell adhesion. Bases 1 to 621 code for a protein of 206 amino acids. The transcript is spliced from 5 exons. Gene Ontology annotation, molecular function: calcium ion binding. The record is from RefSeq and is a predicted model, not a curated record. NCBI's taxonomy places the organism in Eukaryota, Metazoa, Arthropoda, Malacostraca, Decapoda, Penaeidae.